Daktulosphaira vitifoliae (grape phylloxera) is the source of this 811-nucleotide messenger RNA. RefSeq lists its product as uncharacterized. NCBI's taxonomy places the organism in Eukaryota, Metazoa, Arthropoda, Insecta, Hemiptera, Phylloxeridae. The record is from RefSeq and is a predicted model, not a curated record. The transcript is spliced from 4 exons. Bases 106 to 633 code for a protein of 175 amino acids.
AUAAAUGAAUUUUAUCAACAUGAAAAUCGUCUGUAGUUAACAAACUAUCGUAAUUGAAGUGCAUAAUUAUCAGUUAUUUGAUUGGAACGAGCUAACUAAGUAAUCAUGAGUGGAUACUUAACAUUAAUAAGUUUAAUAUUCUUGCAAACCCUCGGAGUUAUGUAUGCAGAUGAUUAUGCGGAAAAAGCAGUCCAAGAAAAUGGAAUUUGGUUAGCUGAGGUGGGAGGAAAACCGAUAGCUUUGACUAGAAUCGAACGCAACGACCAAGAAGAAACGACAAGCGAUUUUGUUGUGAAAGAUGCAACGCCAUUCCCGAAAAUAGCCAGACGUGGUUAUGCAGGCGAAGAGUUUUUCUUAAAAGCUUCCAAGUCAGUUCCUCGAAUUGGUCGUAGAAACGAUGAUUCUAAAGCGUAUCCUAAGAGAUCUACGGAUAAGGAUCCAGCUUCACCGGAUGAAUAUUGGCCAUGGCUCCAAUAUAAUGGCCAUGUCGACUCGGCUAAAAAAGAAAUUGACUUUCCAUUUGGAUGUCAACAACUGGAUGCCAAGACAAUAUUUUUGGUAGAUUUAUAUAAUUUCGUUUGCAACGAUCAGUUCUACUGUUGUGCAACAACAAAACGUUCCCUGUCUGCAUAAAAAUUUAAUCACUACAAAUGAAAUUUUUAUUUAGUUAAAAUAGUCUUCAUGAAAAAAUGUUUUUUAUAUUAAUACAUAGUAUAAAACAGAAAUGUAAAAUUUUAAAUAAUAUAAUCUCUUAUCGUGUUAAUGUAUGUAAAAUUACUAGAAUCCAAUUAAACAAACAUGUUGAUUCAAU